CUCCUUCCCUCCUUCCCUCCUUCCCGCCUUCCCGCUUUUCCCCUUUCCUCUCUUCCCCCUCUUCCCUCCUUCCGGAGCGGGCAAACCGAGCACAAGGGCAACAGCUUAGAAGCCCAGCCUUAAGGGACGUGAGAGCAUUUUGAUCCAAGCGGAGGUAAUAGGUGUUUAGGAGAUCAUGACAAACUAGAUGCCGCGGUCUCAGGAGCCUUGGAUCUGAAUUAGCCUGUGAACUCUUUAUUUAUUUUUUUUUUUUCGGGCAGAGCGGUGGAAGAAUGGUUGGGCGAGGAGAAACCAUGCUUUUCCUUCUCUCCCGAAGCCACUCUUCUGCCUGUCCAACAGGCACGGGAUCCUCUGCGCUCACAACCCAGUUUUGCUAGUGUUCACCUGAUUUCCCUGCAAAGAUGGUACUGACAGUACGCCUGGCCUGGGCCUCAGUUAGCUAAGGUUUAAAUAAUGCAGUCCUGUGUCCUGCCCUCAUCCAACUAAAACACUGCUUUCCCUCAGUACCAGAUGGUCAGAUUCCUGCAGAGGUCAGGGGCCCACUUGUAAAUAAGGAGAAAGGUCAAUCAACAAAGAUUUGUGUGACUUUGUAUCCUCAGACCAGCUAGCUGCUAAUACAUUCAUGUGUGUUAGUGCUUACUAUGAGGAUAAUGCAUUUGUCUCUGGAAUUUGUUUUUGCAGACGUUUGCCUGGCCUGGCAAAAAUGGUACGUGAGCAUUUACUAGGUCAGAUGUUCUGACUUCUUGGUCCCCCGCUCUUCUAGGGGAGUGGACUGAGUUCUUCUAUGUCUGUGUUUUAAGGGGCGGGAGAAUACAAUUGUAGUACUCGUGGCCAACAAUGUGGACAUUGAAAGGUAGAAAUAAUACUUUCUGUAAAAGGCAGCCCUAACUGGCACAUAAUUGCUGAUUGUCCUAUGUAACAAAUUAUCUCUUUCAGUUCUGUUCCUGGAAAAUACGUGGUACAUAACAAUAAUGAAAAGGUUUACUAAAAAUCCAUUUUGUUUUGCAUUGUUUUGUUUUGUUUGGAAAGCUCAACAGAAACAGAAAACUUUGCUGUCCAAGUUAAAGCUUACUGCAAAAUUUAUUCUUAAGGUACUGUAACUGAACUGGUUGCUCAAGUUACAAACAAAUACCAUGUCCUUCAUUACAAAUUUAUAUAUUUUACUAAAAUUUGCUUUUCUAGCUACUUAACUCUGUAUGACAUUGAUCUGUAAUAGAAGGCACUGGUUUAUAAACAGGUAAAAUUAUGGCUACACAAUAGGGAGCUCAGACAUGUCUCUUUUUAAGCCACAUUAUAUUUCAGGCUUAUAUUCCAUAUGUAUUUUUGUUGGAAAAUGUAAUUUAAUCCUGCUCACUAAAGAAUUAUAACACAGAAAACAGGACAAUACAGACCAGUGCUUCAAAUACAAAGUGAGUAAAAGAUGCCAUUAAACAUGUCAAGUUACACAUCAUCGGUACCCAGGGGUACCAGGGAAAACUUGAUGACCUUUAUCCAUCACGUCCUGUCGCACCAGUUGUAAAUCACUGUUGAUUUAAUCUGAAGGAGAAAACCAUUAAUAUAGAAGAAUGAUGAUUUAAAGACUUUUUACAAACAAGAGCCUUCAAAAUCAGUGCUAUAAUGCUGUUAAGGCUCCUGCUGGACAUGAUGAACAUUUUGAUAGCCCUCCUAGCAAGCUGUUUUCUGUAACAGAUUCAGUAGGCAGCCCUUUCUUUUUUGUGGCACUAAAUCAUGAGUUCUGCAAAACUCAUUAAGAUGUAUUAAGAUGUGCUGCAUUAUUCAUGCAAAAUACAAUGAGUAUUUAAUAAUGUCUUGUUAGGUUUUCCCAUUUCACAGAAUAAUUGGAAUGUCCAGAGUUUUGCUUUUCUAGACAUUUUCCACUUAAGAUAAUCUCAUCUGCUGGUCUAGAUUUCCUCAGUUUCUCUUCUGCUCUUUUUGUUCUCUGCUCAUUAUUUACUUCUCAUAUUUUGGUAGCUGGUCUGUCUUGCUGAGUUUAGUAAUUUCCAUGGUAAUCAGAUUAAAAGUGCCAAAAACCUUACUUAUGGGAUCAUUUAUCAGCAGAAACACUUUUUUUCAGUUCAGAAAAAUCAAUCUAUUAAUUAUUUGAUUUACACUGUAAAAGAACAUUUAACCCUUUAGAUUACUUUAUCCUGUAUAAUGUAACUGUCUUACUGCAGUUUAUUGGGAAAAGUUGUCUUUCCAUCGCUGAAUCCCUUUAUACUUCCAGUGACAGCCUCUCAGCACAUGUGCAGUGUCAUCCUUCUCUGAUUUCCAUCGACUUGUGUCAAUUUGUACAAGCUGACAUUCUUCGCUUCUAUUAUUUUUACUUCAGACUCAUAACUGAAUAUGCAUUUAUCCAUACACCUCAUAAGGAUGAGCCUACUUUCUUGAAAUAAUUGCAUAGUCAUCAUCCAGAUCCCUGGGAAAAAAACUGAUUCUGUGAAUAUGACUUCCAGAAAUGGAAAUGCUGAACAAAGACACUUGAGCUAUAAAGCACAGGUAGCUCAGUGUGAGCUGUGUAAGCAUACUUGCUUCAAUGUCUGUUUUCCCUUGUACUUCCAUGCUGUGGGCAGGAUUAACAUACCCAAUCUAUUCAUUAUUUGCUGCAUAUCUCAUAUGCCAUCUAGGAUUUGCAGGGUAAAUAUCACAGAUCUAUGCUAGUUACUGAAGAUGGUUAAGAUUGUGAUGUGUAAGUAUCUCCAUUGUUGCCCAAACUGGGAAUUUAUCUGCUGAUUUUUUGCACAAGUGUGGAGGCAGUAAUAUUAUUCCUUUGGAAUAUGAGAUGAGUGUAUCAAACAAUUGUGAGUAAAACAAAAUAAAUCUUUACCCUCAUAAGUUGUAAUGCAUCACUAAGUAAAAUACAAAAACCAAGGACACUGUUUGUAGAGCAUUAAGUAUGUCUGAGAUUUGAGAGAAUGGUGUUGCUGAAUUUUGAAUGUUAAAAGUUUUUGAAUGUUAAAAGUCUGAAAAGUUAGGUUUUUUCCACUAGAAAUAUUUCAUUUUUUCCCAUAUAUUUUAACUAGUAGCAGUCAUAAUAUCUUCAUAUAAUGUUAUGAUUUCAGUCAAAUCAAAGGAAUUAUUUCUUAGGUCUGAGCAGAGGACAAAGUAACAUGAAAGAACUACUGGGUCUCUAGAACCAGUCUCUAGCUUUCUCUGGUAACAGUGUCACAAACUUAAAUAGAGCUAAUUAAGUAAACUAAAUAUAGUUACUGCAUAAUUUUAUAUAGGGUCUUCUUGAAUGCCAGGUAUAUGCUGGCUGCUGUUGAUACCAGGGACUUUUUGAUUGACCCAUUAAGUUUCAGGUAGGAAGAUAAUCAGAUCCGAAGAAAGAUGUGGUCAUUUCAUUGGUCAGAGGAAAAUUGCAAAAAGCUUUGACUAGGUUGAUUGUCUCGUUACAAAGAACACCUUAAAUAGUUCUGUAUAAGAAUUGUGUAGAAACCUCUGGGUUGUGUAUUUUCCUUAUGUUUUAGUGGACCUUUGCACACACACAUACACACAUGCAGACACAGGCUCAGCAACACGCACAAUUUCUCUCUGGUGUAUGUCAUACAGAGUGUAAGUGAGGAAACUUCCACUUUUUGUCUAACCAACACUUUAAACAGUGGGAAAAAAUGUUCACUAGACGAUUCCCAGACAGUUCUAGCUUGUUUGCAAAUAUCAGAACACAAUGGCUUUUUAACUUGGCCUGUUUGUUUUUGAGUAUUCUUGUACUGUCCUCCUGUCUGGCUGCAUCCUCCACCCUCUGGGCUGCAGAUCGCAUGUGGAAAAGGUACAAGUGCACCUGAUCCUCUGCUGGAAUAUGCUCCACACUUUCCACUGUUUCUGAGUGCUCAUUGCUCCUUAGACAUUUAAGCCAGACUGCUGUGAUACUAGAUGCUGCAGACCAACAAAGUCUGGAAGCUGACAGAAGUGAGGGUCCUGUAAGAACAAAAGACAAAAGGAAAACUUACAGAAACCCACUUUCUCUACUGAAACAGCCACUAGGUUCAGUGUUCCAGCUUUGAAGUCCCUAAUAUAUUUUGGUCCAUGAAAAUGGAUUAAGAAGAUGUAGAAUCAUUCUGAAUAACUUCCCUAAACUCUUUAUACUUAGGAGAGAGAGAAGUUUCCUGAAAUGUGAUACCCUUUAUGGAAACAAAUGUCAAGAAAAAGAAUGUGAACAAAAGUUUUAGUAUUCUAUCAAGUGCUGAAGUGUCUCUAGAACCUUGCCUUUAGAUUGUUUCACCAUCUAAUGUGCCAAAUCUUCCCAGAAGUUUUCCCAAAGUAGAACAUCUAGAAGCUGGUACCCAGUAAAGGUGACUAGUCACUGCAAUAGUAUCACAAUAGUCAAAUUGUUCAGACAUGUCUCAGACACCCUUUGCAAGAAGACCUCCCUUCAAGGUAUGUUACAUCUGUGGCAGAGAAUUUGGGUCACAUUCUAUUGCUAUACAUGAACCUAAGUGCCUAGAGAAGUGGCGCAUUGAGAACAAUCAGCUACCAAAGCACCUUAGAAGGCCAGAGCCCAGGAAACCUGAGGUCCUUUCUGGUUGUGGUUCCUAUACAUUUACAGAUGAAAAUGAAGCAGCUUAUUAUAGUGCUCAAGCCCAGCUCGUGCCCUGUAGAAACUGUGGCCGAACCUUUUUUCCCGACCGUCUCCCUGUGCACGAAAGGUGUUGCAAAGGGGGCAGCAGCCGUGCAAGGCAGCCAAACACUACCGCUGGUAAAUGUGGUAAAGCACCAAGAUCUGGAACUGGCUCAGGAAGUGGUGAACCAUCUAAGGCCCAUCAAGGAACGAGCAGGGCUGCACCAGCUGUAUCAGACCAGGCAAAAGUGAUAAGACGACCACCAACGGUGAUUUGCUACAUAUGUGGCCGUGAGUAUGGAACAAAAUCUAUUAGUAUACAUGAGCCACAGUGCCUGAAAAAAUGGCACCAGGAGAAUGACAACCUCCCCAAGCAUUUGAGAAGGCCAGAACCCAAAAAGCCAGAAGUCAGAACUGUGCAAGCCAAAGGUUUCUAUGAUCUUGAUGCUUUAAAUGAGGCUGCCUGGACCAGCGCCCAAGCCCAGCUAGUUCCAUGUGAUAUUUGUGGGCGUACUUUUCUUCCAGACAGACUGAUCGUCCACCAGAGGUCCUGUAAACCGAAACCUGCAAAGUGAAGUGGAUAAAACACACUUGCAUACAAUUGCAUGUCUACUCACACGUACACAGGCAGACACACACGUUUAUCCUAAGCUAAAUAAAGUGUGUGUGUGUGUGUGUGUGUGUGUGCGCACGCACAUGAAUACAUACACAUGCAGCCGUACCUUUCAGACAAACCAUGAAAGAAAUAAAAUUCAUCUGGAGAGACAUGGUCAUCAAAACUUAAUUGUGUAAUGAUAUCAUGUGCUCCAAAACUCUCCAGAGUGAAAAUCAGUAGUUGCUACUAAAGUGUAAAGUCAAAUACAGAAUACAGUUCUUUGAAAAUUUUGCUUCUCCUCUUUCAAAGACUCUCUGGUUAGUGUAAGGACCUUUAGCCAAACUUGACUAAUCAGAGAAACCAAGUAGCUCCUUUAAGUUUGUUCAUUUUUGUUUGGGUUUUCCAGGUCGGUUUUUUUUUUUGUUUGGAGCACUCCAGUGUUCACAUCCUUGUGUAACUGCAUCUCAUGAAACCCUUGACUGCUAGAAGUGAAACCUUCCCGUGUAAAGGGAUCCAGUUAUGUAGUAGAAGCAGACACAGGCUGUUUUUAAAAAACACCCAGAAGUGCCUUCUUUUUGUUUAAGAGUGAUACGGACCAUCUGAUUUAUUCUCAUCUGAGUAAACUGAUCAUGCCAAAAAAUUUAUACGUUGGGGAAGCAUGUCUUGGUUAUGAAUGUUGUAAAAGAAAACAUUUUAAUAUCAAGACAAAAUAAGCAUGACGUGCCAGAUGGCUGGCAUUAAAUACCACCCUGCCCUCGGUACCAAAUAGGAGAGAGCCAGUGGUGUCUGAAAGGGUGGGUAUUACACAAGAAAGCCAUGGGGAAGGUGUUUGGAGGUGCUGUUUUGAAAAAUGCUGUUACAUUAUGUAGAGGAAAGAGUGCCAAAACACAUCAGUAUAGGAAUAGGCUAAACACGUGAAGGAAGUAAUAGUCCCUUUUACAAGGUACUGCAGAGAGCAAUUAUUAUUUUACUUACUCUGAAGCAUUUUAUUAAGUGGUGAGGUUAUUCAAAAGGUAUGACAAAAUCCAGUACAAGUUGUGAACUAGCAAUCUAAGCUGCCUGAUAUCAUGAAAAAAACUGUACCUUAUGUAUGGGCUUAAGGUCUAGAGUUGUCUGUUAUGUAUUAUGUGAUUGAUGUGACUUUUCUCAGAGCAUUCACACUUACUAUUGCACUUACAAAUCAGAGGAAGUGAAUGCUUUCAUGCACAGUAAAAUGAAAUAUGGGUACCAACAACUUUUCUUUUCCAAGCUAUCAGGCUGUGUGAUUUGUGGAGUAAGUGAAACAAGAAGUAAUAUCUUUGUUCUGUUAUUAGAGAAAUGCUCCUGGCUUCAGCCCUGGCAGGCUGUUAAUUCAGACUGGAGAAGUACCAGCAUUCUUUGGUGAAAAUAAUUCCCAAAACAAUCAGUGGUACCUCAGCAGUCCUUUCAUCUUUGGAAUGAGGAUUGUAUGGUCUGAAGAUAGAUAUUUUCAAGAGUCAAAGGUUCAGUUUCUGUUGUACAGAACAAAGCUGUGUAAACCAUGCAGAUCUGUUCUUAGUGUCUCCAGUGUAAGAAGAGGUGCUGUUGGAGCUGGACCAGUGCCACCCCUCCUCCUUUUGGCUGGGAGAAGGCAUGUGGCCUGGGGACAGAAGAGCAGGGGGACUAGUUCUUGAUUGCUAGGCUGGAUCCUAGGAACUGCUGGCUGGCAACAUACACUGGGAGCCCCUGAGGCUGUUCUAAGUCACACCAAGUGCUGGCCCACUGACAAGUGGUUUGGUAAUUGGAGGAUUAUGGAUGGCAUACCAUCUCACCUUUGUGUCCCCUCCUCCUCUUCUUGGAAUACUCUCUUUUCUUAGAUACAGUAAGCAUUUUUUUGCUACAUCUGCCUCAUUGGGUCGUUGAGAUUCACUACAUCUACUUCAAAAGCAAAAACAUAUUUUAAGGAAAUUAAGCCUUUGCAGUCACUGCAGUGAUUUGCAUUAAAAAUUCAGCUCCGUCUCUUGGUGAGAUUCUUAUUUUGGAGUCCCUGUGUUAUUCUGAAAGUUGGACAUAGUGUCUUGAUGAUUUUAAAUCUGUCAGAGAUUUCACCCAGGAGACUUAUUCUGUUUCAUUGUCAGCUCUACACGUGUUUAUUUUUUGGUUUCUGGCAUUUUUUCCCAAAAAGCAGUAAAAUUUGUCUGAUGAGCUGAAUGUUUAUGAAUAAUAAAAAAGUGCCAUUAUUAAGUGUAUAUUGUGUCUUACCCAGAAGUACCAUUGUAUGGGAACUCCUGAAGCUAUAAGCCUAGAGCAUAUUCUCCGCAUCAUCUUUUAAAAAGAAAAUGAGGAUCUGACAAAUUAAGAGCUCUCUCUGCUAAUAGGUGAUUGCUGGUGAGUUCUGAAUUUAAUGUGGGAUUUGAGAAAUAGUGAGCCUUACCACUCACGGGGUCAAGUCAGCAUUGGGCUGUGAGGGCUGAUGGUGAGACCAGUGCAUGCAGAAGCUCAGCUGAAGCCUACAGCCCUCAGUAAGAUCUCAAGGGUUGUAGCAUUCAAUUCCCUCCACAACUUCAUGGGAACAAUGAGUUCCAAAAUAUGUAGAAAUAUAAAAAUCACUGACAUAGGAGUGCAUAUUGCUCCAUUUCAGACUGUCACUCACAUCCCAAAGUUAUUCUGUCACAAGCUUUUCUGCUGAGCUCACCAGCUCUGGUGUGUGUGCCAGUGAUGAUGGUGAUGAUGAUGAUGAUGAGUUCAAAGCAAGCUUUGUUUACUGGGAGAAGCACUGAGAGUGCCUGCAUGGUUUGCUCUCAACAGAGUUAAAAUGAGAUCUUAUGGGCAUUUCUCGUCAUUGCUUGCCGUGUGUCAUUUAGACUUCUUUUGCAGGAGAGGAAAAGGAAAUGAGAAAUUGAGCUACUUUGCUUCCUUUGUUUCCGUACUUUAGUGAUUUGUCAUUUAACGUUAUCUCAUCCACUUUUGGCUCAAUGUCAUUUCCAGCUAAAUCCCCAUGUUUCCUACUGCCACUGCACAUUUAAAGAGCUGAAAAGUAUCUUCUGGUACUUCAAAACCAAUGACAUUUCAUCUAGUUUCCCACAGUUGUGCUGAUGACAGCUAAAACUAUUUCUGGACAAAUUAUACAGAAAGUCAGGACAUGGACUGAGAAAGUUCAAUCACAUUAAACAAAUGAGCACGCACUUUCCCAUCAUGAAUAAAAGCUAUGA
Molecule: messenger RNA, 8320 nt
Organism: Parus major (Great Tit)
Lineage: Eukaryota; Metazoa; Chordata; Aves; Passeriformes; Paridae
Gene: ZNF475
Product: zinc finger protein 474
Exons: 4
Source: RefSeq, a predicted model, not a curated record